UGAAAAUGGCUGAUGCGCAGCUUUCAGAUAGUGAGAAUACCCUGGAGCGUUAUAGAGUCAUCACACUUCCACCAGACUUCUUUUACAUCCCGAACUUCAUAACCAAGGAGGAAGAGGAGAGUAUUCUACAAAAGAUUCCUGCCCAGCGCUGGAUAACACUUUCCCAUCGUCGCUUACAAGCGCAUCCUUCCACACUGACAAAAAACAAUACUCUUCUUGCUUCUCCCUUGCCACAAUGGCUUGAGAAACCAGUCAUAGACCGUUUCAAGAGCAUGGGUCUAUUUGACAGCACACCACACAAAGCGCCAAAUCAUGUUCUCGUCAAUGAAUACAAUAGUGGCGAGGGCAUCAUGCCCCACGAGGAUGGCAGUGCAUAUGCCCAUGUUGUCGCAACCGUUAGUUUGGGCGCAAGUAUAUGCCUGGAAAUAACAGCAAAACCAGCCUCGAAAAAGGUGGACCAAGAAAACAACAUUUCGGACAACACUUCAUCGCAAUAUAUGAUCCCAACACGUAUAUUGCAAGAACCUCGCUCACUCCUCAUCACUACUGGGCAGGCCUACGAGAAUCUUCUUCACGGCAUCGCCUCAAUAGAAGUCGACGAGGAUCUCAACGCCCAAACGGUAGCUAAUUGGGAUUUGCUAUUUGAUCCCACUGUAUUCCAAAAAGCAGGUGGGAGGAAUGAACGGUCGACAAGGGUUAGCUUGACGUACCGAGAUGUUCUAAAAGUAAGCUCCGCGGCCAGCAAGGUGUUGGGCGGGCUCGGGAGACGAUAG
This is a messenger RNA of Periconia digitata, 773 nucleotides long. NCBI's taxonomy places the organism in Eukaryota, Fungi, Ascomycota, Dothideomycetes, Pleosporales, Periconiaceae. The record is from the annotation of a GenBank genome assembly.